Lactuca saligna is the source of this 1032-nucleotide messenger RNA. NCBI's taxonomy places the organism in Eukaryota, Viridiplantae, Streptophyta, Magnoliopsida, Asterales, Asteraceae. The record is from the annotation of a GenBank genome assembly.
AUGUUGUCCAUUUUUCAUCCAGAGACCAACAUGGGUCGUGUUGGAUUUUGGCACAAAAUCAACACGGGCCGUGUUCAUAAGAAAUCCAACAUGACACAUACAGAGAGCAACACAGGCCGUGUUGAGUUUUGCCUUAUGCUCAUCAUGGGUCGUGUUCGUGCUUCAGUCAGCUUAAAAAACCCCAACACGGGGCGUGUCAAAUUGGCCUGUGGGAACACGGGUAAACCUUCUAAAAGGCUUAGACGCACCAAAUCAUCCGCCCGUCGUACUAGGCCUAGGUCCCCAUCGCCUCCACCUAAAACCCCAUCGCCUCCAUCUAGGUCCCCAUCACCACUACCCAACCCGGAUCAUGGUGGUGUCGUGUGUCUUGGCCAAUCCAAGAGGGCAAAUUUGAGUCAUUCCUUCAACGGGUUGCACCCAUACAUCUCUAGCGCUGCUGAAGCCUCAUCACUUAUCCAUCCCAUGAUGAAGGUGGCCCAUAGAAUCAUUGCUUCACUCGUCGACCCUAGAGAGGAGCAACGCACCAUUAGCCCGCUGGAGCUCAAAAUCCUCUAUGCAAUGGCUCAUCCCGAGGAUAACCUCGUUCCUCAUUAUGGUCAAUUUAUGUGCCACAAAAUCAUCCAACUGAGCACAUCCCGAGCGGGAAAGAUUUGUUGCGGGGUUAUUGUCAGGAUGCUCUAUAAGAGCGCCCAAGUCCGAGCCCCAUACCCGGUCCCCACCAUCCACUGUCAGACCAUGGGUCAAAAUCAUGAUCCAAAGCUCCUCAUCACACCAGAUUUCCGAAACCCCAUUCACAUGACCGAUUGGCAAAUCAUUCCAUACAUCUUCCCCCACUUAUACUCCACCAAGGUAGAUGAGCAAAGUGAAGAAAAUGAGGAAGAUGGUGAUGAUGAUGAUGAAGAGGAGGAGGAGCCCCACCAUGCUUGUCCCACCAGUGGUGCCAGCUCAUCCCACUAUGUUGCACCCCCGUCUUAUCAUCAGCAGUAUAUGGAUGAAUUCCAAUCAAUCUAUACUCGCCUCGACACCUACUAA